Rasamsonia emersonii CBS 393.64 is the source of this 1233-nucleotide messenger RNA. RefSeq lists its product as uncharacterized. The record is from RefSeq and is a predicted model, not a curated record. Lineage: Eukaryota; Fungi; Ascomycota; Eurotiomycetes; Eurotiales; Trichocomaceae. The transcript has 4 exons. Gene Ontology annotation, biological process: transmembrane transport. The coding region runs from base 1 to 1233 and encodes 410 amino acids.
AUGAGCCUGGAUCGUCGAGAAACUGCACGAAAUGAACAGCCGGAUAAUGAGGAGAGGAAGGCGCUGCAAAGUCUCGCGCGACUGCCCUCGCCUUCUAUUAAACAUGAAAAGUCAACGGUAACUUUAAUUUCUGACUUAGAAGCUUAUCAGAAUCGUGUGCCACCUUCCUUCUUCCACCGAGCUAGAAACAAUCUGUCUGAACCGGUCGUUGCGGCAUUCAUUGCAGGAGGAGUGGCUGGUGCGGUUUCCAGAACAAUUGUCUCGCCCCUGGAGCGCUUGAAAAUAUUGCUUCAGAUUCAAAGCGCCGGAAGAGAUGAUUAUAAUAGGCUAUCAGUUUGGAAGGCUCUGGUGAAGAUGGGCCGAGAGGAAGGCUGGAGAGGCUUCAUGCGAGGGAACGGUACAAAUUGUAUCCGUAUCAUUCCUUAUUCCGCUGUGCAGUUUGGAAGCUACAAUUUCUACAAGAAAGUAAGCAACACUAUUCCGGCUGAUUCCAGUUCUCCUCAAGAACCGUUCAGAUUCUCACUAUUGAGAUCUGAACAAUAUUGUUUGGGAUUUGCGUUCUCUGCGUUCCAUACGGAGCUAAUCGUUCCCCAGUUUGCAGAGCCGUCUCCUGGCGCUGAAUUAAGUCCAAUUAGUCGCCUCAUCUGUGGAGGAAUUGCAGGCAUCACCUCUGUCACCGUCACUUAUCCUCUCGAUAUCGUCCGUACACGACUUUCGAUUCAGUCUGCAUCCUUUGCCGCCCUGGGCAACAGGACUCCCGGCGAAAAAUUACCAGGCAUGUUCCAAACGAUGGUUCUGAUGUAUAAAAACGAAGGAGGUUUUCUCGCCUUGUAUCGUGGUAUCAUUCCCACCGUGGCGGGGGUUGCUCCCUACGUGGGCCUCAAUUUUAUGGUCUAUGAAUCUGUGAGGAGGUGCCUGACACCUGAAGGGGAUAAGAAUCCCAGCUCUUUUCGAAAGCUGUUAGCUGGAGCCAUCUCAGGAGCAGUUGCACAGACUUGCACGUACCCAUUUGAUGUUUUGAGACGACGAUUUCAAAUAAAUACCAUGACAGGGAUGGGUUAUCAUUAUACAUCCAUCUGGGAUGCUAUCAAGAUCAUUGUAGCUGAAGAAGGUAUACGGGGCCUGUACAAGGGUAUUGUUCCUAACCUGCUAAAGGUAGCACCAAGUAUGGCCAGCAGUUGGCUCAGUUUUGAGGUCACUCGCGACUUCUUCCUUAGUCUCGGGGACAAAUAA